This is a messenger RNA of Penicillium macrosclerotiorum, 1758 nucleotides long. RefSeq lists its product as uncharacterized. The transcript has 2 exons. The coding region runs from base 1 to 1758 and encodes 585 amino acids. Lineage: Eukaryota; Fungi; Ascomycota; Eurotiomycetes; Eurotiales; Aspergillaceae. The record is from RefSeq and is a predicted model, not a curated record.
AUGGAGACGGUUGACCUGGUAGUGGUUGGCGCAGGCUGGAACGGGCUCGUUGCGGUCAAAACCUACCGCGAGCUCAACCCUGAUAGUCAUGUCCUGCUCCUCGAGGCUGCCAACUCCAUCGGCGGCGUCUGGGCCAAGCAUCGCUUGUACCGCGGCCUGAAAUCGAAUAAUAUGCUGGGCACCUACGAGUUUAGCGACUUCCCCAUGGACGAGACUUUCGGGGUGAAGCCCGGUCAGCACAUCCCUGGCGACGUCAUCCAACGCUAUCUCGAGGCCUACGCGGAGCGAUUUGAUUUCAUCGAUCGCAUCCGCCUCGAGCAUCGCGUCGACAGCGCCCAGCACAAUCUGGAUGGGACGUGGCAGCUCCAGGUAACAAACCACGACCGACAGAUGACAAUUGACACCAGGAAGUUGAUCGUCGCGACGGGCGUGACCUCUCAAGCAUAUCUGCCCGACUUCGAAGGUCAAGCAACCUUCAACGCGCCCAUUGUCCACUGUCGCGACAUGCUCGCACAUGACGCUGAGCUGUUCCAGGACGGCCGCCGCGCAACCGUGUUUGGUGGCACCAAAUCGGCGUAUGAUGCGGCGUACGCAUGUGCCACCGCCGGGAUGCAGGUCGACUGGAUCAUCCGUGAGUCGGGCCAUGGCCCCAUCUGGAUGGCGCCACCGUUUGUGACGCCGCUUAAGAAGUGGCUCGAGAAGCUCGUCACCACUCGGUUCCUGACCUGGUUCAGUCCCUGUAUCUGGGGCGAUGCCGAUGGUUUCCCCCGUGUGCGACGCUUCCUCCACGGAAGCUGGCUGGGACGGAAGCUGGUCGAUGCCUUUUGGGCCGUGCUAGCAGACGAUGUGGUGCAACUCAACGGCUUCGACAAGCAUCCGGAAAUGAAGAAGCUGAAGCCCUGGGUUAGCCCCUUCUGGAUCGCUUCAUCUUUGAGUAUCCUCAACUAUCCGACUGACUUCUUCGAUCUGAUCAAAGACGGCACAAUCAAGGUGCAUAUUGCCGACCUCGACCAUCUAUCCGACCACCAGGUGCAUCUGUCCACAGGAGAGGUUCUCGAUACCACAAGCUUGAUUUGUUCCACCGGCUGGCGGUGCACUCCCAACCUGAAGUUCCUUCCAGAGGGCAUCGACCGAGAUCUUGGUUUCCCCUGGAGCAGCGACCCCCUCGACGAGAAGAUGGUCAAGGCGGCCGAUGACGAGAUUCUCCGUCGCUUCCCUCGCCUGCGCUCCGGGCCCGAUGUGAACCCCAAGUACAAACCGCUCACCGAACAAGCUGAAGCCGCUGUGCCGCACCCUUUCCGACUGACACGUUUCAUGGUGCCCUUGUCCCAGGUCAGGGAGCGGUCUUUGGCGUUUAUGGGUAUUACCAUGACCAUCAACACUGCCUUGGUAGCCCAGACCCAGGCGUUGUGGAUUGCCGCUUACUUCGGGGGCCAUCUCACCCCAACCGCGGUGGAGCACUGCCCACCUGCUGUACGUGCUGCAUCUGAUGCUAAAUCUGAGGACGAUGCGGAACUCGACCUGAAAUGGGAGACCGCAUUACACUCCGAGUUCGGAAAGUACCGAUAUCCUGCUGGCUUUGGCCGCCGAAACCCUGACUUUGUCUUCGAUGCCAUCCCUUACAUCGAUCUGAUGUUGCGGGACUUGGGUCUAGCCCCGGCGCGCAAGCAGGGCUUGCUGGCUCGGUGCUUCGAUCCCUAUGGCACAGAGGACUACAAGGGGUUGGUGGGUGAGUGGAAGGCCAAGCUGCUGAACUAG